AUGGAAGAGCAAGACUUGAAACAAAGGCUCUAUCAAGAUCUACAAGAAAAAUGUUAUCUUGUGGUACUUGAUGAUGUAUGGAAGAAGGAAGCGUGGGAUUGUCUUGCUUGGGCCCUUCCUGAUGUUAGUAGAUCAAGUAGAUUGUUACUUACAAGCCGCAAUACGAAUAUUCCUCUCCAUGUGGAUGGUCUUAGCAUCCCAUAUGAGCUGAAAGCUUUGGGCAAGGAAGAUAGCUGGAAAUUGUUUCUCAAAAAGGCCUUCAGUAAUGGGGCUAAUUCUGGGUGUCCUUUGGAUUUGGAAAAUGUAGGCAGAGAGAUUGCAAGGUGGUGUGCUGGUCUGCCACUGGCCAUAACGGUUUUAGGUGGCCUGCUAUUGAGCAAGAAAAAGAUGAAGAGCGAAUGGGAGAAAGUACUCAACAACAUUAGCACAUACUUAUCGAGGGGCCAGAAUGGAGGAGUAUCAACAAUUUUGGAAUAA
Molecule: messenger RNA, 477 nt
Organism: Coffea arabica (coffee)
Lineage: Eukaryota; Viridiplantae; Streptophyta; Magnoliopsida; Gentianales; Rubiaceae
Source: RefSeq, a predicted model, not a curated record